Messenger RNA from Patiria miniata (bat star), 2002 nucleotides. RefSeq names its product glucosamine-6-phosphate isomerase 2-like. Gene Ontology annotation, biological process: D-glucosamine catabolic process; N-acetylneuraminate catabolic process; carbohydrate metabolic process. The record is from RefSeq and is a predicted model, not a curated record. The transcript is spliced from 6 exons. Gene Ontology annotation, molecular function: glucosamine-6-phosphate deaminase activity; identical protein binding. NCBI's taxonomy places the organism in Eukaryota, Metazoa, Echinodermata, Asteroidea, Valvatida, Asterinidae. Gene Ontology annotation, cellular component: cytoplasm. Bases 208 to 1050 code for a protein of 280 amino acids.
CAGCUUGAUGACGCGUAUAUAUCGCGUCUAGUACCUUACUACUACAUGGGCGUGUAGAAUACAAAGAUAAGACUGUAGUAGAGAACUUCUUUUCGUAACAUAUUGGACAAGACAACGGUAAUAAUUUCUUCAUCGGGUAACUUCAGCUUGAGGUAAAAGGCUGCAAUUGCAAAAGACUGAGAAGACAUUUUAAGUAUAUUGUGCAAUAUGAGGCUUGUGAUACUGGAUGACUAUGACGAGGCCAGUCAUUGGGCAGCCAAGUAUGUACGCAAUCGUAUCCUGGAGUUCAACCCUGGACCUGACAAGUACUUCACACUGGGGCUUCCAACAGGAGGCACCCCAGAGGGUAUGUACAGAAAGCUGAUAGAGUUCCACAAGGAGGGAGGCCUGUCCUUUCAGUAUGUCAAGACAUUCAAUAUGGAUGAGUAUGUAGGCCUACCCCGAGACCACCCAGAGAGCUACCAUUCCUUCAUGUGGAAUAAGUUCUUCAAGCACAUCGACAUCUUGCCUGAGAAUGCACACAUUCUGGACGGAAAUGCUGAAGACUUGGACAAAGAGUGCGAAAGAUAUGAAGAGGAGAUCAAACAGGCUGGUGGAGUCGAAUUAUUUAUAGGAGGUAUCGGUCCCGACGGUCAUAUAGCCUUCAACGAGCCCGGCUCUAGUCUGGUGUCUAGGACACGAAUCAAGUCCUUAGCGCACGACACCAUCAUUGCCAAUGCGAGGUUCUUCGACGGAGACAUCUCCAAAGUGCCGACUAGUGCGCUGACUGUGGGUGUCGGUACGGUCAUGGACGCAAGAGAGGUCAUGAUAAUCAUCACUGGUGCCCACAAGGCCUUUGCCUUAUACAAGGCAGUGGAGGAAGGCGUCAGCCACAUGUGGACCGUCUCGGCCUUCCAGCAGCAUCCCAAGGCCAUCUUCAUCUGCGAUGAAGACGCCACGUUGGAACUGAGAGUCAAGACUGUCAAAUAUUUCAAGGGGCUCAUGGAAGUCCACGACAAACUUGUCCAGUCUUCCCAUGAACAGUCGGCAAAGAGACAAAAACUUAAAUGAGAGAGGCUUCAAUUUCUAGGAAAUUUUUCCAAAUAAAGUAGCUUUGUUAAAGAGAAAGGCCCAUUGGAAGCCUUUUGAAAACUAGAAGGAAAAUGGCUAAAAAUAUCAAGAGGAUAUGAAAGUAUUUCUAUAAUAGCUUCAAACCACAGCAUUACUUGCCAUUACUUCCAUUGUAAAACUAAAUACGGUAUUGACAAAAUAGAUCGUAGUUAAAUAUAAGGCAGUGUGUGCUCAUACAGCCGUCCGUUUUGCACAUCGGGGAAGGGUUUUGUAUUUGAUCUGAAAUUACAGAGCAUUUUCAUCUACAAGAUUGAAAAUUUGUUUAUAUGAUAGAAAAUUAUUUUGAAAGUUGUAUGCAAUUAUUGUCAUUCACUUAAGUAGGUGUUUAUUUUGUAUAUCCCUUCAAGUCAAAACCUUUUACUUUAUGAUUCUGUGAAUGGUUUAUGGAUGAAGAUUCAUAAUAAUUUUGAGAUAAACAGGUACAUUUUUCUUUGAAAUUCCAUCGACCUUUCUCAUUGUGACUCGUAAUGUGUGUAGAUUGUCUCCUAAUUGUGGAAUUCAGUUCUGCCAGUUGUCUACCUACAAGAUGUCAUUGCACUUGCCAUAAAGCCAUACUUAAAGCUAAAGCCAUCCUGUUAAAUUGUGACUUGCAUUGUACAUGUGGUAUGUUAACAUUUUUACUAAUCAUGACCUUUUUAUCAAACAUUGUGGCCUAAUCAUUCGACAAGGUGGGUGUAACUGUUUUUGCAAAUGAAUGUGUACUUUUCAAAUUGCCAUUGUUAUAGAUGAUUGACGUUAAGUAUCAGUGCCCAGAAAAUGGUGGAGCCUGAAAAGGAACAGUAUUUAUCAUAAAGACAUUUAUUGCUUGAUCAUCAGUACUUUUGUCACAUAAUCUUCCAAGUGCUUGUAACCAUGAAUAUAAGAAAUAAAAGAAAGAAAUGCAUAUAACAUA